This is a messenger RNA of Amblyraja radiata (thorny skate), 522 nucleotides long. It is a transcript of the gene cdipt, whose product is annotated as CDP-diacylglycerol--inositol 3-phosphatidyltransferase (phosphatidylinositol synthase). The transcript is spliced from 4 exons. The coding region runs from base 1 to 495 and encodes 164 amino acids. Lineage: Eukaryota; Metazoa; Chordata; Chondrichthyes; Rajiformes; Rajidae. The record is from RefSeq and is a predicted model, not a curated record.
AUGCAAGAUGACCCUCUGAAGAAACUGGAGGAAUUACAUUUUGUAGUUGGAAUAUUAGGGGUGUUAAUGAGCCACUUAAAAAGGGUUGAUUUUGUGCCUGAGAAUGUGUCCUGGUUAACAUCCACUCUUCCCCCCUCCCUCUCCUCCUCCCACAGUGUCACUCUCCGGGGAGCUGGGAGCCACAAGCAGAUUGACCAGGGAGGAAACAGUAUUCUUCGAUACUACUAUUCUAACAAGGCAAUAUUAUUCCUAAUGUGUGUUGGAAAUGAAUUAUUUUAUAUGUCUCUUUACGUCUUAUAUUUUACUGAGGGAUGGAUGGUGCCGGUUGUGGGGAGAUUCCCCUUGCGUCCUAUCUUCUGGGCCUGUCUCCCGGUGGCCGUGGCUAAGAGCGGGGUGAACGUGGUGCAUUUGGUGUCAGCCGCCCGCACCCUGGUGGCCAUCGAUCGUGUGGAGCGAGCGAGGGGAGGGGGAGGUUGCGAGGGCAAGGGGGAGUGAUGGAGAUUAUGGAGUGUGUGUGAGUGA